AAAUUUACGUCGCUUUUUUUAGACAUAGUGUCUUGUAUAGGGAUAUCUGACCAUUAUGUUGAUUACUCUACUAACCCGGGCCUUCAAGUCGAAGGACAACAAACAACAGGGCAAACCAACAACACCAUGUAUACACGAGAGGAAUAUCGAGCAAGACGAACUAAAUACCCAACCCAUAGAGGAGGCUUUUCAACCCGGAAGCUGUCUCCGAUGUAAAGCUGAUGAGCGAGAGGCUUCCAAGUAUCGAUGGAAACUUGUGCUAUGUCUACUCAUGCCCUAUGCUCUCCAAGCACUCGACGUAACCAUCGUCGCUAGUGCGUUACCGUGGAUUGCUGCUGAUUUCGGCGAAAUCGCCCAGCUUAACUGGAUCAUCUCGGCCUUCAACCUGACAUCGGCCGCAUUCAUCCCCUUCUGGGCACAGAUGGCCGACAUAUUCGGGCGACACUGGUCUCUGCAGAUGUGCUCCUUCAUCAUGUUAGUCGGCAGCGCCCUAUGCACCGGUGCCCCAACGACCGCCUUCGGCGCUUUUCUCCUCGGCCGAGCUUUCCAAGGUGUUGCCUGUGCGGGACUAAACACGAUUAUUCGUGCCAUAUUGGCAGAUAAGGUGUCGUUGGAAGAGAACGCGAAGAAUUGGAGUCUCUUCUCGCUGGUGGGGGGGUUGUGCUAUGGUCUCGGCCCUGUCAUCGGCGGUUACCUCACGGCGGCCAACUGGAGGUGGUGUUUCGGGAUCAACUUGCCUAUUGCUUUCGUCGGCAUCUUGGUUAUCUUUUUCUUCCUGCGGAACGAUCUCCUAGGGCCGCAGCCGAUCCCCGAACUAGAUGAACACGAGACCGGUCAUCGCGAACGAUUCGCCAGGCGUAUUUUGACUCUUGAUAUCGGCGGACAGCUUCUAUUCCUAUUCGGAUUCGGUCUUAUAAUUCUAGCCUUGACAUGGGGUGGUGCAACUUACGAUUGGAACCAUCCUGCGGUGCUUGUUCCUCUCAUCGUCGGCACCCUGCUAGCGUGCGCUUGGGUUUACUACGAAUACUCGAUGGCUCCAGGCGGUGCACUGUCGUUGAAGUUGUCUGCCCAGCGGCCAAUGUUGCCCUGGAACGUGAUGAAGAAUCGAAAUAUUGGCCUCUUAUCAUACGUCAACUUCGCCACGGGGAUGGCUAUGUAUAGUGUUCUUUACUUUGUCGACAUUUACUUCACAAUUGUCAAGGGCUUUCUUUCUGAUAAGGCCGGUGUUCAGUUGUUAUAUUAUACGCCAGGACUUGGAGCCGGCGUAUACCUCUCGAUGUACUUCUGCAAUGUCUGGCCUCGUCAAACAUUCCUACCCUUAUUCCUAGGCUCCCUAAUAGAAGCUAUCGGUGUCGGUAUGAUGGCGUACGCUCUAUAUUUCGAGCACUCGCCUACUAUAUACGGCAUGAUGGCCCUAACCGGUGCAGGUACAGGUCUGCGAUUUAUGCCUUGCAGUCUCCACGCCAUCGGUUUCUUCCCGAACCACGUCGCAACGGUGAUUUCUGUAAUGGCUGUUGCCACGACAUUCGGAGGCACACUGGCUCUUACCAUCAUGUCCGCUGUCUUCAACAACACAUCGGGCAUCUCGAAGGAUUCCCCUUUUCAGAAUGACUACGACGCUUUGCAUAAGCUUCCAGACGAGGUUAAAGCUCACGUUAUCGAGGGCGUCAAGAAUGGAAUUACCUGGGCAUUCGUCGCAUUGACGCCCUUCAUGGUUCUUUGCGUAUUCGUGUCAGCGUGCUUGGGCAACGUAACCAUUAUCAAGAAAACGGACGGUGCUGAGGCUGCCAAGGCUGAAGCCUCGGGUGAUCAUCUGGUGCACGGAAGCUACUUACUCUCUCUAAUAUAUGGAAAGGGUAGUUCGGAGAAUUGCGUGGAGCUUGGAGACGGAAGGAGGUUGGAGCAGCAGCCUAUGAUAAAGCAGAUGAGCUAAAGUUGAGACGGAGCUAUUUGCUAUAUUAUGCUACCCCUCAAAUCAAAGCGAGUUAAUUUUUAUGAAAAUGAAAAGAUGCUUGGAUAUUGGAUACAUGGUUAGACAAAUAGAUUUAGUAAAAGAUCAAUAAGGUAGAAUUUUAGGACAUAUAAACGCAGAGUGUCUGUGUAGAUACAUAAUACUACUACACUUAACG
Molecule: messenger RNA, 2129 nt
Organism: Daldinia decipiens
Lineage: Eukaryota; Fungi; Ascomycota; Sordariomycetes; Xylariales; Hypoxylaceae
Product: MFS general substrate transporter
Exons: 9
Coding region: 56-1933 (625 amino acids)
Biological process (GO): transmembrane transport; basic amino acid transport
Cellular component (GO): fungal-type vacuole membrane
Molecular function (GO): basic amino acid transmembrane transporter activity
Source: RefSeq, a predicted model, not a curated record